AUGGACGGCCCAGAUCAGAUCGGUCCCGAUCAUACACCAAAGCGAUCGUUUUCUGACAAAGUUCGCUAUGCCGUCAAGACGUUCACAACUCGGUACGUGGGCAUGCUCCUUACCUGGAAAUUUGGAAAUUCAACUGACAAUACCAGUGAGGGCCUUCUAGGCGACUACGACUACGGCUACCUCUUCAUCCCCCGUCUCCCAUUCACCAAAAGGGCGCGCAAGACCGCACCCUUCUUCGGCCUCGAUGAUCGCGUCCCAGUGGUCCUUGCUCUGAUACUCGGCUUACAACAUGCCCUCGCUAUGCUUGCAGGCGUCAUAUCGCCACCUAUUCUACUAGGCGGGUCCGCUGGCGCCAACUUCGGCGAUGAACUGUAUCAAUAUCUCGUUUCGACUUCGUUAAUCGUUUCUGGACUUUUGAGCGCCAUUCAAAUGUUCCGGUUCCACGUUAAAGGAACCAAAUAUUAUAUCGGUACCGGUCUGCUUUCUGUUGUCGGAACUUCAUUCUCGACCAUCACCGUUGCACAAGGCGCUUUUACCCAAAUGUACAAAUCGGGCUAUUGCCCUACCCUCGAGGACGGCACGAAGCUGCCCUGCCCGAAAGGAUACGGUGCUUUACUUGGAACUUCGUGUCUUUGCUCUCUGCUGGAGAUCGGCAUGAGCUUCAUGAGCUCGCGCAUUCUGGCAAAAGUAUUCCCGCCGCUCGUCACAGGCCCUACCGUUUUAUUGAUCGGUGCUUCGCUCGUCAAGUCCGCCAUGCAAGAUUGGGCGGGUGGCUCGGGCUGUGGAUCUGACCCUUCUGCUAGAGCCAUGUGCCCCAGUGCCGAUGCGCCGCAUGCUUUGCCUUGGGGGAGUCCCGAGUUUAUUGGUCUUGGAUUUUUGGUCUUUGUUACCAUCAUCCUGUGUGAGCGAUGGGGUCCCCCGAUUCUGAAAAGUUGUUCUGUCAUCGUUGGUCUGCUUGUCGGCUCCAUUGUCGCCGCUGCAUGCAAUUACUUCGAGUCCUCCGGCAUUGCAGCUGCCCCUGUUGCGUCUUUUGCUUGGGUGCAUACUUUCCCGUUGUCUGUAUACCCGCCGCUGAUCCUUCCGCUUCUCGCCCUAUACAUCGUUAUCAUGAUGGAGUCUAUCGGUGACAUCACAGCUACCUGUGACGUUUCUCGUCUGCAGGUGGAAGGUGCGACCUUCGACUCUCGCAUCCAGGGUGGUGUUCUCGGCAAUGGACUGACGUGUCUAUUGGCUGGAUUGAUGACGAUCAGCCCGAUGUCUGUGUUUGCGCAGAACAACGGUGUCAUUGCCUUAACGAAGUGCGCAAACCGCACAGCUGGAUACUGUUGCUGUCUGUUUCUCGUUAUCAUGGGGGUUUUCUCCAAGUUCGCGGCUGCCCUCGUUGCAAUCCCAAGUCCUGUCUUAGGAGGUAUGACGGCGUUUUUGUUCAGCUCCGUGGCUGUGAGUGGUCUCCGUAUUAUUGGUGUUGUUGAGUUCACGCGCCGCAACCGCUUUAUUCUCACUGCCAGCUUCUCUAUUGGUAUGGGUGUCACCCUUGUUCCAGAGUGGUUUGCGUAUUUCUUUACCUACGAGGGUGACAACCAUGCGCUGGAAGGCUUGAUCAACGCGGUGAACCUGGUCAUGGAGAAUGGGUUUGCAAUUUGUGCACUGCUGGGCAUCUUCCUCAACUUGUUUAUUCCUGAUGAGCCAGAUGAUGUGCCUGAGUCUGCCGAGUGGGAAGAUGACCGGGUUCAAGUUCAAAUUGCGCCCCAACCGUCCGCAAAGAAGGAACCCAGCUCCAGUUGA
Molecule: messenger RNA, 1785 nt
Organism: Penicillium salamii
Lineage: Eukaryota; Fungi; Ascomycota; Eurotiomycetes; Eurotiales; Aspergillaceae
Source: the annotation of a GenBank genome assembly